UUCUCAGAAGCCACAAGCCUCUCUUCCAUCUGGCAUAAGAGCAGUGUGAGACUGUGAGUUGAUCUUAGCAUUUUGCAAAGAUGUUAGGAGGAUUAGGAAUCUUUGACAAGAGUCAAAAGAUUAAGGGCACUGUAGUGUUGAUGCCCAAAAAUGUUUUGGACUUCAACGCCUUAACAUCCAUCCCUAAAGGGGGUAUUCCUGGCAUUGCCGGCAAUAUCUUCGGACUAGCCACCGAUGCUGCCGGCAAAGUAGUGGAUUUUUCCACUGCCAUCCUCAGCCGUAGCGUCGCCAUACAGUUGAUCAGUGCUACCAAGACUGAUGCAUCUGGAAAGGGAAAGGUUGGAAACCUAACCUACGUGGAUAAACACAUUCCCUCGUUACCAACCUUGGGAGCUAGGCAAGAAGCAUACAGCGUCUCCUUCGACUACGACGCCGAUUUCGGAAUCCCAGGAGCAUUCUACUUCAAAAACUUCACCCAGGACGAGUUCUUCUUCGUCAGUCUCACCCUCGAAGACAUUCCCAAUCACGGAACCAUUCACUUCGUCUGCAACUCCUGGGUUUACAACGCCAAAAACUACAAGAAGGAUCGCAUUUUCUUCACCAACGAUGCUUAUCUUCCAGGUUCAACACCAAAAGCUCUGGUUAAGUACAGAGAAGAAGAGUUGGAGAAUUUGAGAGGAGAUGGAUCAGGGGAACGCAAAGUGCAUGAAAGGAUCUAUGAUUAUGAUGUUUACAAUGAUUUGGGAAAUCCAGAUGGUGGUGACAAUUUGGCUCGCCCAACCCUUGGAGGCUCUGCCAAUUAUCCCUACCCUCGCAGGGUUAGAACUGGUAGACAACCAACCAGAAAAGAUCCUACAUGUGAGAAGCCUGCUGUGCAGUUGUAUGUGCCAAGAGAUGAAAAUUUUGGUCACUUGAAGUCAUCAGAUUUCCUUGGUUAUGGAAUAAAAUCUGUUUCUCAUGAUCUGAUACCUGCAUUUAAGUCUUUGAUCUUUGAUUUAAGUAUCACGAAAAGCGAGUUCGAUAGCUUCGAUGAGGUGCGUGAUCUCUUUGAAGGUGGAAUUUGGCUGCCUACGGAUUUGCUCCGCACAAUUAGCCCCUUACCGGUUCUCAGUGCGGUAUUGCCCAGUGAAGGUGAAAACGUGCUCACAUUUCCGAAACCUCAUGUUAUCCAAGUUAGCAAGUCUGCAUGGAUGACUGAUGAAGAAUUUGGAAGAGAGAUGAUUGCUGGAGUAAAUCCUAAUGUGAUUUGCCGUCUCCAAGAGUUCCCACCACGAAGCAACCUUGAUGUCGCUAUCUAUGGCGAUCGAACUAGUAGAAUAACAAAAGAAAACUUGGAGAUUAACCUUGGGGGGCUCACAGUAGAGGAGGCACUUGGUGCUCAGAGAUUGUUCAUACUAGAUUACCAUGAUGUGUUCCUGCCUUAUGUGGAGAGGAUAAACAAAAUUAAAAAGGCUUAUGCCACCAGGACAAUCCUAUUCUUGAAAGAUGAUGGGGCUUUAACACCACUUGCCAUCGAGUUGAGUCUUCCUGAUUCAGAAAGCAAAGUAAUCUUGCCUGCAAAUGAAGGGGUUGAGAGUACUAUUUGGCUAUUGGCUAAGGCUUAUGUAAUUGUAAAUGACUCUUGCUAUCAUCAGCUCAUGAGCCAUUGGUUAAAUACUCAUGCAGUGAUGGAGCCAUUUGUCAUAGCAACAAAUAGACAUCUCAGUGUCCUUCACCCUAUUUAUAAGCUUUUACAUCCUCAUUACCGUGACACAAUAAAUAUAAAUGGACUUGCUCGAGAGUCCUUGAUUAAUGCAGGUGGCAUUAUAGAACAGUCGUUUUGCCCCGGACCUAAUUCCAUAGAGAUGUCUUCAGCAGUUUACAAGGAUUGGGUCUUUACUGACCAAGCAUUACCAGCUGAUCUUAUUAAGAGAGGAAUGGCUGUUGAGGAUCCCUCUGCCCCCCAUGGUGUUCGCCUUGUUGUAGAGGACUACCCUUAUGCUGUUGAUGGACUAGAGAUUUGGGAUGCUAUUACGAAGUGGGUUCAAGAGUAUGUCUCUUUAUAUUACCCAACAGAUGAUGCAGUUAAGAAAGACACUGAGCUACAAACUUGGUGGAAAGAAGUUGUGCAAAGAGGUCAUGCUGACUUGAGCGACAAGCCAUGGUGGCCUAAGAUGCAAACUCUUCAAGAGUUGAUUAAAUCCUGCUCUAUUAUCAUAUGGACUGCUUCGGCUCUUCACGCUGCUGUUAAUUUUGGACAAUAUCCAUAUGGAGGUUUAAUCAUUAACCGUCCAACAAUCAGCAGAAGAUUGAUCCCAGAACCAGGAACUCCAGAGUAUGAUGAGAUGGUGAAAAGUCCUCAAAAGGCUUACUUAAGAACCAUUACGCCAAAGUAUGAGACUCUUAUUGAUCUUACUGUGAUAGAGAUAUUGUCUAGGCAUGCUUCUGAUGAGAUCUACCUUGGGGAGAGGGAGAAUCCAGAAUGGACAUCUGAUACAAAGGCAAAACAAGCCUUCCAAAAGUUUGGAAGCAAGCUGGCAGAGAUUGAAGCAAAAAUCAAUGGGAGGAACAAUGAUUCAAGUUUGAAAAACCGAUUUGGGCCAGCUCAACUGCCCUACACUCUGCUCCUUCGUUCCAGUAAGGAAGGGUUAACUUUCAGAGGAAUUCCCAACAGCAUCUCUAUUUAGAAGACUAUGUGGCUUGGCUUCCUUAUCUAUUGCACUUCCUUAUAAUAGGGACGAUGCUUCUCUAUGAAUAAAUAUUUGUCUGUGUAUGUUUGUACUCUGUGGAAGCUCCAUUAAUAUGGUUUUCAUAUAAUAAAGUGUGUUUCUGA
This is a messenger RNA of Lotus japonicus, 2812 nucleotides long. Its product is annotated as seed linoleate 9S-lipoxygenase-like. The record is from RefSeq and is a predicted model, not a curated record. Bases 81 to 2666 code for a protein of 861 amino acids. The transcript is spliced from 9 exons. Lineage: Eukaryota; Viridiplantae; Streptophyta; Magnoliopsida; Fabales; Fabaceae. Gene Ontology annotation, biological process: lipid oxidation. Gene Ontology annotation, molecular function: metal ion binding; protein binding; oxidoreductase activity, acting on single donors with incorporation of molecular oxygen, incorporation of two atoms of oxygen.